CGACCGUGGUCGUUCGGCUGCAGAUUUUUUGCAUCCACGAAGCAGUUUUUUGUGGGCCGUGCAAGAUUACUCUGAUAAACCUUAUCAGAAGAACCUUAUCAGCAGGCAGGAAAACAUCCGCGGUUUUCUCAACAACGCAUUUCGCCAAACAAAAGACGCUGAACAGUGCGGAUGCGCGGGCCAUAUGGUAGUCCCAACCAGAAGUGUAGAAUUUAAAUAGUGAAGUCGUUUUUAUCCUCGUUCGUUCGUACCUGCGAAGAAGAUUGUGCGUUUCGCAUGAUUCAUUUUAGCCAUUUUCUUACCUGAAGCCAAAAAGCAGUUCAAAAUGGUAGCCGGCCCGGCGAUCCUCGGCGGGAGAGCCCGGUCAUUGACUCUGCGCGUGCUGCUGCUAGCUGCGGGAGUCCAAUUACUUUUUGCGACCCCCACUCUGCAGCAGGAGCAGCCAGAGGGGACACUUAUUUUUGCACAUGUGCUCUUCCGCCACGGUGAUCGCACGCCGAUAGAUCCGUACAAGAAUGAUCCUUGGAAGGACGCUAGCCACUGGUCGGCCGGCUGGGGCCAACUGACGAAUGCCGGAAAACUGCAUCACCUGCAGCUUGGCAAAUGGCUGCGCGCCCGGUACAACAGCUUGCUGCGACCAACGUACAGCAACGAUGAACUCUAUGUUCGUUCCACCGACGUAGAUCGGACGCUGAUGAGUGCGGAAGCAAACCUGGCCGGGCUAUAUCCUCCGCAAGGAUCAGACGUGUGGGAUUCCGGACUGAGCUGGCAACCCAUUCCGGUUCAUACGGUUCCGGAAGAGUUGGAUGCCGUGCUGGCAGCGAAAAAGCGUUGUCCAGCGUUCGACCACGCGCUGAAGGUGUACCGCCAAUCGGAACCAUACCACUCGUACAACAAUUCCCUUGCACCGCUGUACCGCUAUCUGACGGAGCACACUGGACAAACGGUCAAUUCCAUGUCUGCCGUACAGAACCUGUACAGCUGUCUGUUGAUCGAGGAGCUGAACAACUUCACGCUCCCCGACUGGACCAAGGAGGUGUAUCCGGAGCCACUGAGCAGUAUUUCUGCCAUGACGUUUGCCGUGAAGACGAACACAUCGCAGCUGGCCCGGCUCAAGAUGGGACCGCUGGUGAAAGAGAUUCUGAACCGAUUCCGCUCGAAGGCGGCCGGCAAACUAAAACCAGAUCGAUCGCUGUGGAUAUACAGUGCGCACGAUGUGACGGUGGCUAGUUUGUUGAAUGCGCUGCGAGUAUUUGAGCUGCACAAUCCCCCGUUCGCGGCCUGCAUUAUGCUCGAGUUACGCCGACCGGUUAACGGUGGCGAUCCGUACGUGCAGGUAUUCUAUAAAAACACGACCGACGACAAACCGCUCCUGCUGCCUAUUCCGGAAUGUGGCGAACAGUGUCCGUUGGAUGAGAUGUUUAAGAUCUACGAUGAUAUUCUGCCGAAGAAUUGGGACAGCGAAUGUGAACUGUCGCUGCUUUCCCUGUCGUACGUCGAGGCAGAUCUGCACUCUACCACUGGGAUGCUGGGAAUCAUUCUCCUAACCGCGAGCACGGUCUUGGUCCUGCUGACCGUGAUAGUCGUUGUGAGGCGUCGGAACAGUAUGCACAGCGAACGGUGGUAUCUGCGAAUCGAUGGGUAAAGGAUUGACUGAUUCUAUCAUAGAAUGCGUGUCGCUCGCAGUAUAUUUUUAACGAGGCUGACUGAUUGUUUUAGUUCAUUUCGACUAGAUAGUUACGCGCUAAAGCACUGGCAACGGAAAGGAUGAUAGGGCAUAGGUAACUGUAACAUAUAGACAAAACCAUGGUUGGACUAGACAGAAACAAACCAAUGAAUGUUCUGUUAAUAUCGAAAGAAUGAGUAUUUUAUUUCAA
Molecule: messenger RNA, 1877 nt
Organism: Anopheles darlingi
Lineage: Eukaryota; Metazoa; Arthropoda; Insecta; Diptera; Culicidae
Gene: Acph-1
Product: prostatic acid phosphatase
Exons: 3
Coding region: 326-1645 (439 amino acids)
Biological process (GO): dephosphorylation
Molecular function (GO): phosphatase activity
Source: RefSeq, a predicted model, not a curated record